Auxenochlorella protothecoides is the source of this 1980-nucleotide messenger RNA. RefSeq names its product ABC transporter G family member 7. NCBI's taxonomy places the organism in Eukaryota, Viridiplantae, Chlorophyta, Trebouxiophyceae, Chlorellales, Chlorellaceae. The transcript has 11 exons. Gene Ontology annotation, cellular component: membrane. The record is from RefSeq and is a predicted model, not a curated record. The coding region runs from base 1 to 1980 and encodes 659 amino acids. Gene Ontology annotation, molecular function: ATP hydrolysis activity; ATP binding; ABC-type transporter activity.
AUGGAAUUCUUGGCCGGAGCCCUCUUGAUAACUCUUCCACGUGACAAAUCCAUUCCUUUGGGUGCCGGAGCUGUGCUGGCCAAGGCGGUGGAUGGCGCUGUCCGGGCGGUGACCAAGCCUCGGUCCGCGCACGCUGCAGCGAGCAUCGAGCAGGCUGGCGCCCAGGCAGUGACGCUGGUCUGGGAUCGCCUGACUUGCAUCUUGAAGACGAAGAAUGGGCAGGUCAGAGCCCUGCUGCGUGACAUCCAGGGCACGGCAAGGCCCGGGAGGUUGCUGGCCAUCCUCGGGCCCAGCGGGGCCGGAAAGACCACACUGCUGAACAUCCUGGCCGGACAGCUGCCGUUCAACAAAAACAUCGAGCUGACUGGCAGGGUGCUGGCAAAUGGGAGGCCUCUGGACAGCCUUCUGGGCCACGUCGGCUUUGUCGCUCAGGAGGACAUCUUUUACUCCCAGCUUACCGUCAGGGAGACCCUCCUCAUGGCCGCCCAGCUUUCUAAUGGCACCUCCACGGCCUCGGAGAGGGAGCGAGUCGUGGAUGAUAUAAUUGCUCGCCUGGGUCUGGCCAAGGUCAGGGCCACGCGCAUCGGCGACAAGAAGACGCGCGGCCUGUCGGGGGGCGAGCGCAAGCGGCUGAGCAUUGCAGUGGAGCUCAUUGCCCGGCCCAAGCUCAUUUUUGCAGAUGAGCCGACCACGGGGCUCGAUUCCUUCCAGGCCCACAAGGUGGUGGAGGCGCUGAAGCAGCUGGCAGAGGAAAACCACACCGUCAUCGCCUCCAUCCACCAGCCACGCAGCUCCAUCUACACCCUCUUCGACGACGUCAUCCUCCUGUCUGAGGGAGAGGUCCUGUACGCGGGGGAGGCAGAUCGAGCGCUGUCCUACUUUGAUGCGCAGGGGCAUCGCUGCCCCAAGCACUACAACCCUGCAGAAUUCCUCGCUGACCUGGCGGCCGUGGACCACAGCUCCCCCGACGCGGAGGACAGCAGCCGCUCCCGCGUCCGGCAGCUGGCCCUGGCAUGGCGCGCUGAGGCCGGCUCGCGGGCACUCGCCGACGGCCAUGGCGAGGGAGAUGCGGUGCCCGCUCAGCUCGGCGCGAGGAAGGGCGGCGGCGGCGCGCGGCACCUGGGCCUCCUCUUCCGCCGCUCCCUUCGACAGGUGCUGCGGGACGUACCCACCCUGGUGUCGCGCGCCGGCUCCCAGCUGUCCUCCGCGGCGGUCUUUGCGGGCAUCUACUGGCGCAUGGGGCUGCACGAGUCCACCAUCCAGGACCGCACCGGCCUGCUGCAGGUCUGCGCGGUGGGGACGGCCAUGAGCUCCCUGAUCAAGACGCUCAAUGUCUUCCCGCGCGAGCGCGUCAUUGUGCAGCGCGAGCGGUCGCGCUACAACAUGCCCGCCUGGCCCUACCUCCUGUCCAAGCUGGCGGCGGAGCUGCCCGUCGGCGCCCUCUUCCCCGCCCUCUUUGGCUGCAUCGUGUACCCCGCCACGGGGCUCAACCCGAGCAUGGCCAGGUUUUCACGCUUUCUUGCCGUGUUGACGCUGGAGUCCUUCAGCGCCCAGGCCCUGGGCCUGGCCGUGGGAGCUGCCGCGCCUUCCACCGAGGCCGCGCUGGCCAUCGGCCCCGCCGCCAUGCUCAUCUCCAUCGUGUUUGGCGGCCUAUUUGUGAACGAGGCCAAUGUGCCGCGCGUCCUGUCCUGGCUCCCCAAGACCAGCAUCAUCAAAUAUGCCUUUGCCGGGCUGUGUGUUAACGAGUUCACCGGCCUCAACUUCACGAGUAACGGCGCGGGCCCCGGCCUCACGGGGACCCAGGCGCUGAAGCGGCUGUCCUUUGCCGGCACCAGCAUCGGGCAGAGCCUGGUGGGUCAGGGCCGCGUGCUCCUCUUCUACUACUGGCUCACCUACUCCAUCCUCCAGCGCCAGACCCCAAAAUACCAGCCCGUGGAGUCGGCGCGGCCCAGCCUGGAGUCCCUGGCCGCGCCGCUGUGA